UUUAUUUUAUAGUUCAUCUGUAAUAUACAACGUCAGCAUUGAAAUCAAUCGUAAACGGCUUUGACUGUCUGUGGCUACUUGUGUAAACGUGGAGUGAAUUUUUACAUUUAUUAAAUUACUGGAUAAAUUAAUCAAAUUAAAGAAUCAUGGCAUACCGUAAAACUAUUAUAGAAGUGCAACAGGAACUUGCUUUGACCCUUGGUUUCAACGACCAAAUUAUUUAGAAUUUCUAUUCAGCUGAGCAAAGUAAUCUUUUAGAGAAAAAAAUCAAAGCACUUCUACCGGAUCAAUCAAAGGACCAACAUGUAGUUGAAAGAAUGCGUGAAAAUUUGUUUACAAACGUUUGGAAACAAAGAAAGUACAAUAACGGCACUUUAUAUUCUUACAUAUUUUAUGUGGCUGUUACAAACGACAAAGAACCAGAGAAAGCAAUAGAAUUUUCUAUUCAUCCCGUAUUUCGAAUACGAAAAUGUGUUGCGGAAGGUGAUAGUAUGGGUUGUUGUAUGAUUUACGUUGAUGAAAUUGGACGUGUUUAUCAAAACUGGGAAUCUUAUAUUAAUGAGAAUGUUUUACCACCGGGAAUCAUGGUGGCACCAAAUCGUGGUGUAUAUAAUUUUGAAAAUGAUGAGGUUGUAUUAAGAAGUUAUACAACUCCAAAUGGGAAAUCUAAAGUUAUGUUAUGGGACACGGUUCAAAAAGCCACGACGAUUGCAACUUCGUGUGUAUCACUGGCAGUUUCAGUUUUGCCUAUAUCACCACCAAUCGUCACUGCAGUCAAUUGCUUCGCUUAUACGAUGGGGACAACGUCAGUAUUUUUAUCUGCUACAAAUUUAGUCGAUCGAAGCAAUCAUGAACAAUCUAUAGACAUAAUAGAUCGGGACGCACGUCGUAGUUGGCUUGGUAUUGCAUCCGGUGUGGUUGGGAUAACAUCGUUAGAAGCGACAAAAUGUAUGACAAACAUGGCAACAGCUGGCAAAGUGACAACUGGUCUUGAAAUGCUGAUUAAUGGUAUGAAUGUUACGUCAAUUGUACUAUCAGGAAGUGGUCUGGGAAUGGGUAUACUAGAUAUAAUUUUGAAAUACCGGGAUGGUGAUGAUAUCUCCAAAUUGGAUGUCGUUCAAAUGGCAGCGUCUUUGGUGCUGUUUACGCAUUCUGUUUAUAAUUUUCAAAUGGCUUCUAGCAUCGCGGAAAACGCUCGUAAUGGACAUAUUGAGAAGUACCGUUACUCACUUUAUAAACGUCAAAGAAAAAUAUUUGAUAAAUAUUUAAACGAAACCGUCCGAAUACGCGGUAAUACUCAAGGCAAAAUUGAUAUUAUACGUCAUAUUAACGAUAUACCCGAUCGGCAAUUUCUCAAUAAUCUGUUUAAAAUUGAUAAGCAGUUAAAUCAAAAUAAAACAGUCGCACCGAAAGUGAAGAAUACCGUGUUGAAGAAUAACGUUACCGUCAAUGCACUUGCUCAACGACAGAGUAUUAACGAUAAAAAUGGGCCCAAUGUAUCUACAUCUGUAAUAAAACCAAAACCAAAAGUUACGUCGACAACAACAAAUACAAACUCAAUUAUGUCACAUGACCCGGUUCCGGUUCUGAAUCAUAACGUUUUUCUUCUAUUAGCGAAUGGUUCAAAAGUUCACAUUAAAGGGUUCGGCUAUCAGUUUUGCAAAAAUAUCUACGAUUGGGAAGAAUGGUGUAAAUUAACAGAGUUUAUUGCCUCAAAAUUUCCUGAAGACAUUAUGCGUUUCCUAAUGAAUUUGUCAAAGACUUUUAUUGAAAGAUUACAUGAGUGUCGUGAUAUGGUUUUCCAAAAAGAUAUCAGUACAGAAUCCAUUCUUUUUCGUAUACUAAAAUAUUGUUAUGGCAAAUUAGGAGAAGAUCAAGAUUUUUGUUAUUUGGUCUCUAUAUCUGAUGAAAUUUUAGAGCAUCUCGACGGGUUGAUCAAAUGGAGCAGAAUAGCUCAAUCUAUUGAAUUUCAACCUGUUGUAAAAAAUUCGUUCAAGCCCUCUAAGUCAGAUAAGAAAUUUUCCGAUUCCAUCACAACUAAAAAGGCUCAAUCAGCCGAAAUUCAAACCUCUGCAGAGAAUGCGCUUAUGCUAUCAAUGCCAAAUGAAGAAUUGCCCGCAGAAAAUGGUGCACCCAUUUUCUUUAAAGAUUUCGGGCUAGGAUUUCUAAUCAACAUUCUCAAUCGAAAUGAAUUAAAUCGUAUCACAGACUUUCUUUGUUCGAACUUUUCCGAGAAAACUGUACGUUUUCUGUUUGACUUGACCAAGAGAUUCAUUGACCAUUCAAGCGAGUAUCUGAAGAAUUUCGAACUAAGAGUAAUUGUCACUACAGAAUCGAUUCUCUUUCAAAUAUUUAAAUAUUGGUAUAUGAAUAUCAACGAGGAUAUUGAGUAUGAUCACAAUAAAAUUGACGAAGUUAUAACAAACGUUCGCUGGUAUUUCAUAAUCAAAAAGAAUUAUCAAAAUAUUAAUGAGAUACCUGACCGACAAAAUCUGCAAGAUCUAUUCAAGUCUAAAAAGCAGUUAAAACUAAAUGGUACUGCAAAUACAGGAAUUGCAUCAUUGGGAAGAUAUGACAUAUUGUUGAGUAACGAGUUGAAUGCAGUUGAAACUGAUCGUCAAAAUGGCUCCAAUAUGUUACAAUUUGAAUCCACACCGGACAACACAUCACCAACUGAGCAUCGCAGUGCUGACUUUGAAAACGUAAAUUCUUUCACUAUUCAAGAAAAUGGUGCAAUGCUUUCCCUUAGCGAAUUUGGGCCAUCUUUUGACAAGCACAUUAUCGAUUCACCUAAAUUGAAUGAGUUAAUAGAAUAUCUUUGCUCAAAUUUAUCUGAGGAAACUGUGCGGUUCCUUCUCAAUUUAACCAAGUCUUUUAUUGAAACUUAUGCUAAACGCAUAGAAGAUAAGCUUAAAAUGAUUUUGACAACGGAAUCGGUACUAUUCCAUAUAUUUAAACAUUGCCAUAGUAAAUAUAAGGAGAACUUAAAUUUUGAAUAUCUUCGACGUAAACGUGACGAAAUUUUGAUAAGCACAUAUUGGACUCUUCUACCAACGAAUCGCCCCGACGAGCCAAAAAAAAUAAAAUGUCAAAAUUGCAAAGGUUUUUAUAGCAUAAGUGAUUUGUAGUUUUUUUAUGUAAAGUUACAUUUUUUUUAUUGGGCUUUCUACCUUGAUUUCUGCGACCGUAAACCUUUCGUCAAUAGACGAACGAACAUCUUAUCGUUUUUUCGUCUUCAUUUUCGAUUCUUCUGUUAUAAAUGAACAGGAAAACCAAGGACAAAUAAAAUAUAAUUUUUUUAUAAAU
This is a messenger RNA of Glossina fuscipes, 3306 nucleotides long. RefSeq lists its product as uncharacterized. The record is from RefSeq and is a predicted model, not a curated record. Lineage: Eukaryota; Metazoa; Arthropoda; Insecta; Diptera; Glossinidae. The transcript is spliced from 8 exons. Bases 318 to 3128 code for a protein of 936 amino acids.